UUAAUUAUUAAAUAUAAUGUGCCCAAACUGUUGCAUAGCGUGAAUAGCUAAAAUAAAUACAAAAGCGUUGGCAACAUUUGGAAAUAUGCAGCGCUUGUGGCAAGUGUUGCAUGCACUGCUGCUGCUGCAGCUGCAACUGACGACAGCACAAAUUGAUAACAACUACUAUCUGCAGCAGCAACAACAACAACAACAGCAGCAGCAGCAACAACAACAGCAGCCGCUGUUGCCAAGCUCCGCCAGCACGCCCUAUGACAAUACACAGCUCUAUGGCGGUAAUCCGAAUCUCAAUCCCAAUCUCAAUGCAAAUGCAAAUCCCACGCUCUUCCGCACUGAUGGCGCUUAUAAUGAGCUGGGCCAACAGAAUGACUACAACAAGCCACGUCUGGGCGCCUAUGAUCCCGAGGAGCCGAGCUUAAAUCGCGGCAAAUCCUCAUACAACAUCAAGGCUACAUUUUUGGAUACGCUACAUAAUCGCGAGCCCACCUACUUUAUAGUUGCCUCGCGCAUGGUGCGUCCGGGUCUCAUCUAUCAGGUGUCCGUCUCCAUACUCCAAGCCAAAUAUCCCAUAACAGUUCACGCUAGUAUCAGCUGCGAUGGCGUGCAGAUCAGCGGUGAUUCCAAGGAUGUCAAGGAGGGCGUGCCCGAGACUCUGCUCAUGCGCAUACCGCCCACCAGCGUCAAUGGCGACUACAGACUGCGCGUCGAAGGCUUCUAUCAGAAUGUCUUUGGUGGCGUGGCCUUCCUGAAUCACACGCGUCUGGACUUUAGCCAGCGCUCCAUGACGAUCUUUGUGCAAACAGAUAAACCGCUUUAUAUGCAGGGAGAAACAGUGCGCUUCCGUGCUCUGCCUAUUACUACCGAACUCAAGGGCUUCGAUAAUGCUAUAGAUGUUUAUAUGCUGGAUCCGAAUCGUCAUAUACUCAAGCGUUGGCUGUCGCGUCAAUCCAAUUUGGGUUCCGUUUCGCUGGAGUACAAGUUAUCCGAUCAGCCCUGCUUUGGUGAAUGGACUAUACGCGUUAUAGCGCAAGGACAGCAGGAGGAGAGCCACUUUACCGUUGAGGAAUACUAUCAGACGCGCUUCGAAGUGAAUGUCACUAUGCCUGCUUACUUCUUUACCACCGAUCCGUUUAUCUAUGGACGUAUCAUGGCCAACUUUACCAGCGGCUUGCCAGUGCGUGGCAAUCUAACGCUGAAGGCCACCAUACGUCCCAUAGGCUACUUUAGCAAUCAAGUGUUGAACGAAAAGUUUCGCUUGGGACGCUCGCCGCUGGAGCAGCAGAAUUUGUACCUGGAGCGCGGGCGCUACAAUAAUCCAAAUUUGAAUCCACAACAGCCUUACAAUAUACCCCCACAGCUGCCGCAGGAUGGCGUGGAUCUGCCGCAGGAUACGCUCUAUCGCAAUCAGUAUGUCGUGGAGCGUAACUAUCAGUUCGAGGAGCAGUGGCCAUUUUGGGUGCGCAAGCCCGAAUACUUUGAAAACUACGACAGCUGGCGCAGCACCUAUAGAAAUGCUUUACCCUUUCUGCGCUACUUCAAUGGCACCUUUGAUUUUAAAUGGCCGCUGCGUGAGCUGGAGCUGCUGGUGCCCAAUUUGGCCAAUAUGGAAAUACUUAUUACAGCCACUGUGGGUGAAAAGUUCUACGAUGAAGUCAUCAGCGGUUAUGCCGUGGCGCGUGUGUACAAUUCCAGUCUGCGUGUUGCUUUCAUGGGUGAAUCCCCGCAAGUCUUUAAGCCAGCUAUGCCAUUUACUACUUAUAUUGCUGUGGAGUAUCAUGACGGUUCGCCCAUUAAUCCGAAUUUGCUGCGCCAGGGCCUGAUGGAGGUCAGCGGCUUUGUAGAGAGUCGCAAUGGUGGCAGACGCGAUUGGCCCGUUCAACGCUUGCACAUGUCGCAGCAGAACGAUGGCGUUUGGGAGCUGAAGAUUGAUAUUCGCAACGAUUUGAACCUGGAUGAGCGCCCACAGUCGCGAGACUUUCUCAAUGGCAUACAGAAUAUGCGACUGCAGGCUGUAUUCUUGGAUCCGCGCGGAGAGCGCUUGAGCACGGAGCUGCUGCUUGUAUCGCAUUACUCGCCAAGGAAUCAGCACAUUAAGAUCACCACGAGCACGGAGCAGCCAGUGGUGGGCGAAUAUAUCAUCUUCCACAUACGCACCAACUUUUAUCUGGAGGAGUUCAACUAUCUGAUUAUGUCCAAGGGUGUUAUAUUGGUUAACGACAGAGAGACCAUCACCGAAGGCAUACGCACCAUAGCAGUGGUCUUAAGCGCCGAGAUGGCACCAGUGGCCACCAUGGUGGUAUGGAAGAUUACACCGCAAGGUCAAGUCGUUGCUGACUCGCUUACGUUCCCAGUCAAUGGCAUAAGUCGCAAUAACUUUACAGUUUAUAUUAAUAAUCGCAAGGCGCGCACUGGCGAGAAGGUCGAGGUGGCCAUCUUUGGUGAGCCUGGCAGCUUUGUAGGCCUCUCGGGCAUUGAUAGCGCGUUCUAUACAAUGCAGGCGGGCAAUGAGCUGACCUAUGCCAAGAUUAUAACCAAAAUGAGCAACUUUGAUGAGCAAACCAAUGGCACCUAUAAACACAUAUGGUAUUCGCAUGAAGGUAAUCCCGAUGAGCUGGUCUAUUUCCCAGCCAGUAGCUUUGGCAUUGAUGCCAAUCGCACGUUCGAGUACAGCGGUCUUAUUGUAUUUACGGAUGGUUAUGUGCCCAGACGACAGGAUAACUGCAAUCGCACUUUGGGCUAUGGCGAAUGCUUGAGCGGACGCUGCUAUCGCUUGGAGAAACGUUGCGAUGGCAUGUUCGAUUGCGAAGAUGGCACAGAUGAGAUUGGCUGCAUGAUCAGGAAUGACACAGAGCUGCUGAACUAUCGCAAGUAUCGCUUUAAUCGCGUGCUGCGGCAUUACGAGAACGUUUGGCUGUGGAAGGAUGUGAACAUAGGACCACAUGGACGCUAUAUAUUCAAUGUGGAAGUGCCGGAUCGCCCAGCGUAUUGGAUGGUGAGCGCGUUUAGUGUAAGUCCCUCUAAAGGAUUUGGCAUGUUGAAUCGCGCGCUGGAGUAUGUGGGCGUCCAGCCGUUCUUUAUCAAUGUGGAAAUGCCCAAUGUAUGCAGACAGGGUGAACAGGUGGGCAUUAGGGUGACCGUAUUCAAUUACAUGACCACACCCAUUGAAGCUACAGUCGUGCUGCAUGGCAGCCCCAACUACAAGUUCGUGCAUGUGGAGGAGGAUGGCAUUGUGCGCAGUUAUAAUCCACGCACCAGCUUUGGUGAGCAUCAGUUCUUUAUCUAUCUGGAUGCGCAGGGUACGACAGUGGUCUAUGUGCCAGUGGUGCCGCAAAGACUUGGAGAUAUUGAAGUCACAUUGCAUGUGGCCACGUUGCUGGGCACGGAUACAAUCAAGCGCAUGCUGCAUGUGGAGUCCGAUGGUCUGCCGCAAUAUCGUCAUCAAUCUGUGCUUCUGGAUUUGUCCAAUCGCGCUUAUGUCUUGGAGUACAUGCAUGUGAAUGUUACACAAACUCCAGAGAUACCCUAUCAAGUGGAUCGUUACUUUGUCUAUGGCUCCAAUCGUGCGCGCAUUUCAGUUGUCGGCGAUGUCGUGGGUCCCAUCUUCCCUACUAUGCCUGUCAAUGCCAGCUCUUUGCUUUAUCUGCCCAUGGAGUCGGCGGAACAGAACGCUUUCAGCUUUGCUGCCAAUCUUUAUACCAUUAUGUAUAUGCGUUUGAUUAAUCAGCGCAAUAAAACGCUGGAGAAGAAUGCCUUUUAUCAUAUGAACAUUGGCUAUCAGCGUCAGCUUAGCUUUAUGCGUGCCGAUGGCAGUUUCAGCUUGUUCCGCUCCGAUUGGAACAACUCGGACUCGUCAGUUUGGCUUACCAGCUACUGCUUGCGCGUCUUCCAGGAAGCUUCGUUCUAUGAGUGGGAGAACUUUAUCUGGAUUGAUGCCGCCAUUAUAGAGAAGAACAUGCGCUGGCUGCUGCAACAUCAAUCGCCCGAGGGCGCCUUCUAUGAGGUCACCUGGCUGCCGGAUCGUAAAAUGAAUCGCACCAACUUUGCCGGCUAUACGCAGCUGCGUAAUCGCAACAUUACUUUGACUUCCCACGUGCUCAUUACUCUGGCUACUGUUAAAGAUCUUUCGGGCACUUUGGGCUCACGUGUUGCUUUGGCGCAGCAGCGCGCCAUUGCCUGGAUUGAGCGUAAUCUGCAGUUCCUGCAAGACACCAAGGAACCCUACGAUGUAGCUAUCACUGCUUAUGCCUUGCAGCUUUGCAACUCGCCCAUUGCUGAACAUGUCUUUGCCAUACUGCGAGGACAUGCGCGCACUAUAGGCGACUUUAUGUAUUGGGGCAAUCAGGAGCUGCCACAACCGCCACGCAAGCUAGAGAAUCAAAAAUGGUUUACUCUACCACGUCUGCCGUAUGAAUACGAUUCACUGAAUAUAGAAACAACUGCAUAUGCUCUGUUGGUUUAUGUGGCGCGUCGUGAGUUCUUUGUGGAUCCCAUUGUGCGCUGGCUGAAUGCUCAACGUCUCAAUGAGGGCGGCUGGGCGUCAACGCAGGAUACAAGCGCUGCAUUGCGCGCCUUGGUGGAAUAUACAGUGCGCUCCAGAAUCAGGGAUGUUUCCUCGCUGAGCGUUGAAAUUGAGGCAAGCUCACAGGGCGGCAAGACGCAGGAGCUGCAUAUCGAUGACACUAAUCUGGCGCGUUUGCAGAGCAUUGAGAUACCCGAUGCCUGGGGCACUAUCAAAGUGCAAGCCAAGGGCGCUGGUUAUGCGAUACUCCAGAUGCAUGUGCAAUACAAUGUGGAUAUAGAAAAGUUCCAGACCAAGCCACCAGUGCCAGCGUUCUCACUCCACACCAAAGCUAUCUUCCAUGGCAGAAAUCAGUCGCAUAUAUCUUAUGUUGCCUGUCAACACUGGAUAAAUACGCAAGAAGCCGAGCGUUCGGGCAUGGCUGUGCUGGAUGUAGCCAUACCCACUGGCUAUUGGAUGCAACAACAAAAGCUGGACACCUAUGUGCUCAGCAAUCGUGUGAGAAAUUUGCGACGUGCGCGUUAUCUAGAGCGCAAAGUAGUCUUCUAUUUUGAUUUUCUGGAUCAUGAGGAUAUUUGUGUUAACUUUACCAUUGAGCGCUGGUAUCCAGUAGCAAAUAUGUCGCGUUAUUUGCCUGUGCGCGUCUAUGAUUACUAUGCGCCUGAGCGCUUUAAUGAGUCCAUCUUUGAUGCUUUGCCUACGUAUCUGCUCAACAUUUGCGAGGUCUGCGGCAGCUCACAGUGUCCUUACUGUUCCAUCUACAAUAUGGGCUGGCGUGCCUCCAUGUCAUUCUCUCUGCUCUUCUUUAGUGUCUUUGUAUAUCUGCUGCGCAGUCGUACGCAUCUAGUGCUCAAUAUGCUGCAGCUAUAUACCUAAGCUAUAUCUCCAUACACUCUCUAAACUUUAGUUAACAAUACGUCGCCACCCACACACACGAUUUACAUGUUGAGUUCAUUUUAGUUUUUUAUUUACGAAAUUACAUUCCGUCUUUUGAUGUUAAACAAAACGAAUAUUGUACAAAGCAGGAGCAGCAGUCAAUACAGCAAACAUUAUAGUUUUAAUACAUAAGCAAUGAAACUCGAAUCAAAACAACAACAAAACAAACAACAAAUGCGCUUUCAAAAAGCCGCAACUACAACAAAGUGUCUUGAAAAAACUCACAAAUUGCCUUUAUUAGCUUGUAGCAAUUGUUUUUUAUGUUUUUCCUUUUCUGUCUAAAGCAUGCAUAUCACUCAAAAUGAAUCUAUAUAUUUACAAACAAAUUAAUAACGUUUAAGGAACCGUCCAACAAAGAAAUACUGUAAACAAACUGAAUAAUGAAUCUAAUUAGCUAAUAAGUUUUAUAUGUACUUUUGAAGCAAAUAGCACCACCUUUGCCUUACAACUUUUGUAUAUUAUAUACAUAUACAUACGAUUAUAUAGCCAUGUAACACGUGUAGCUAACGAUGCUCUCUAUCACUUUUUAUAUAUAGAGUAACGACUCCGUCCCCGCUUGAGAGUUAGAAAAUUUAAACUUGAAAGUGAAAAAAAUUAUAUCUGUAUUUUAAAUGUUUUUACUGUAACUGAUGAAAAU
This is a messenger RNA of Drosophila busckii, 6092 nucleotides long. It is a transcript of the gene Mcr, whose product is annotated as CD109 antigen. Lineage: Eukaryota; Metazoa; Arthropoda; Insecta; Diptera; Drosophilidae. The coding region runs from base 86 to 5395 and encodes 1769 amino acids. Gene Ontology annotation, molecular function: protein binding; endopeptidase inhibitor activity. The record is from RefSeq and is a predicted model, not a curated record. Gene Ontology annotation, cellular component: extracellular region. The transcript is spliced from 8 exons.